Molecule: messenger RNA, 591 nt
Organism: Cladophialophora bantiana CBS 173.52
Lineage: Eukaryota; Fungi; Ascomycota; Eurotiomycetes; Chaetothyriales; Herpotrichiellaceae
Exons: 1
Coding region: 1-591 (196 amino acids)
Biological process (GO): xenobiotic detoxification by transmembrane export across the plasma membrane
Molecular function (GO): fluconazole transmembrane transporter activity
Source: RefSeq, a predicted model, not a curated record
AUGGAGCAAUUCGGAGUCAGACACACCGCAGCCAGUCUCCCCCUAUCGUUGUAUGUGCUGGCUUAUGGUAUCGGACCACUGCUAUUUGCGCCCUUGACGGAAAUCCCCAUCAUCGGUCGAAACUCGAUCUAUAUCAUUACUUUCAUUCUCUUCUUCAUCGUCUCAAUUCCAACGGCAGCAACGAACAGUUUCGCAGCCUUAUUGGUCCUUCGGUUCUUGCAAGGUUUCUUUGGCAGUCCAGCAGUCGCAAAUGCUGGUGCCUCAUUUGGACAUGUUUACUCUAUUAUGUAUUUCCCCUAUGCCUUGGGAUGGUGGUGCUGGGCCGCGUGGGCAGGACCUGCGUUGGGGCCUGUCCUAAGCGGCUUUGCCGUCAGCGCCGAAAACUGGCAAUGGGGUCUUUGGGAGAUGGUCUGGAUGGCUGCACCCGUAGUCAUCAUCCUCUUCCUCUUCCUGCCCGAAACUUCGGCUGCCAACAUUCUCCUACUACGUGCACAGCGAUUGAGGAACUCACCGGCUCUCCAAUGUUCCAGGCUCAAAGAGAAAUCGAUUAGAGAAAUCUUACAGCUCGCAUCAUCGCAGUCCACGCCUUGA